AUGAAUCAAUUGUUUCUCGUCGGGGGGCUAGUGUUGAUUGUUUCCAAUUUCCUCAUUUCUGCCCUGAAAAUCGCCAGCGCGACAAGUACAAUUGAAUACACACCGGAAUUAAUCGCCAUCAAGGACGAUUAUUCAGGGAGUGCUCAAAUUGUGAAUGGCGGCGUUGCAAACAUAGUCAGCGACACAAGCGUCGAUCUGGCAUCGAAUGCCGAAACCCAAGCGUUGCGGCAAUACGCCAGCCAUAAGAACCUGCGUAUAAUUUACACUGUCGCCGAAGUUUAUUACCGUAUUGUCGCCAACAAGAAGUCUGGAAUCAGUUCGCUUUCAGAUUUGAAGGGAAAGAGAAUUGGUACGAUACCAAGUACCUCCGCUGCGUACUUUGUCGAAAAGUAUCUCGCCACCGCCGGAUUGAAGGCUUCUGACUACACUGUUUCUUAUGGCAGCAUAUGCAUGUCUGCACCUUGCGGGUCUGGCACAUUCCCUUACAUGCUCGCACAUGGCUCCAUCGACGCGGUUGGAAUGUGGGAACCUACAGGGGAAUUGGCUGCUCAGGCUCUUGGUUCCGACGCAAUUGUGUUCCAAGAUCGAUCAGUUUAUCGAGAGAUCUUCAAUCUUCAUAGCACGGCUGAAAAGCUGAAGGAUCCAACCACGCGGAAAAACAUCGUCGCUUUUAUUCAGGCGUUGAACAAAGCUGAAGCUGUUUUUAAUACGGAUCCUCAAAGCGUUUGGCCUCGUGUUGCGGCGGCUGUCAAUAUGGACCUCAAUAUUCUCAAAGCUGUUUGGCCAAUCCAUAGCUUUAAUGGUACUUUGCCAUCGGAUUUGCUAGAUGUACUUGUGGCAGAAGAUCAAUGGGUUGCAAAACAGGAUCGACGAACUGCAAUGACGACGGCUGAUCUCACCAACCUUAUUGAUCCGAGUGUUUUGAAGGAGGCAUUGCAGACCUAA
Venustampulla echinocandica is the source of this 945-nucleotide messenger RNA. RefSeq lists its product as uncharacterized. Bases 1 to 945 code for a protein of 314 amino acids. The record is from RefSeq and is a predicted model, not a curated record. NCBI's taxonomy places the organism in Eukaryota, Fungi, Ascomycota, Leotiomycetes, Helotiales, Pleuroascaceae. The transcript has a single exon.